UCCAGUUGGUAGCACUAGUAAUGGGAAAAUGUCAGAAGAAUUCAGCACCCGGUACACAGACGAGGACCCCGAGUUCAUCAAUUACCGCAAAUCCACCCAACGCGGACCGCCUUUGGAAGAGAAAUGGUUUGGUAGGCAGCCAAAACAAUUUGAUCGAAACGAUCGCGGAAGAUCUGAUCGAAAUGAUUAGGGCAGACGGGAUGACAGGAGAGGAGGAGGACGAGACGAAAGGGACAGGGGCGAAUCUUAUCGGGGUCCAGACAGACAUAGAGACCAGCAUCAGUGGCGGCACCAUCCAUAUGGAUAUCAUUCUGACCGACCUAGAUAUAGAUAACGUCAUUAUUAAAAACAGUUUAAUUUGAGCCCAACUCUAGAAA
Messenger RNA from Neocloeon triangulifer, 377 nucleotides. RefSeq lists its product as uncharacterized. The record is from RefSeq and is a predicted model, not a curated record. NCBI's taxonomy places the organism in Eukaryota, Metazoa, Arthropoda, Insecta, Ephemeroptera, Baetidae. The transcript is spliced from 3 exons. Bases 21 to 362 code for a protein of 113 amino acids.